This is a messenger RNA of Salvia miltiorrhiza (redroot sage), 519 nucleotides long. Its product is annotated as UPF0496 protein 1-like. The transcript is spliced from 3 exons. Lineage: Eukaryota; Viridiplantae; Streptophyta; Magnoliopsida; Lamiales; Lamiaceae. The coding region runs from base 1 to 519 and encodes 172 amino acids. The record is from RefSeq and is a predicted model, not a curated record.
AUGGCCCGUGCGAAAGCGAUAUUUGAGCGUUACAAUCACGUGUUGCAAAAUAGGUUGAGCCGAACGUUCCGCCGCGCCGGCAGCCUCCGUGCGCCGGCGGCGGCUGAGCCACCUGCUGCAAAUCAUGACCUCAGCUCCUCCAAUUUUACUUCCGCCGACUCCGAUCUGAGCUCGUACGAAGCGGCGUGCCGCUCCGACCCCGACCUCCAAAACUUCGACUCGAAGCUCCAGAUCCGCACAAGCCGCGCCAUCAACUCCAUCUCCGUGGUCCUCGACGUCCGCUCCCUCCCCCUCGACUCCCUCCGCGAAGUCACCGAAUACCUCCUCGAGAUGAACCAGGAGGUCGUCACAAUCACCCUCCAAAACAAGCGCGACAUUUGGAAAGACGACGAAUUCUCCGAUCUCGUCGUCUUCGAGAAUUGCCUCCUCACCUUGGAUUUCUGCACCACCCUCGAUUCGUGCCUCAAACGCGUCGCGGUGGUGGUGGCUGGCAUUUCUGACUUUUCAAUCAAAAAGUAG